This is a messenger RNA of Diabrotica virgifera virgifera (western corn rootworm), 5230 nucleotides long. It is a transcript of the gene slow, whose product is annotated as epidermal growth factor-like protein 7. The transcript has 9 exons. Gene Ontology annotation, molecular function: calcium ion binding; signaling receptor binding. The coding region runs from base 107 to 1447 and encodes 446 amino acids. The record is from RefSeq and is a predicted model, not a curated record. NCBI's taxonomy places the organism in Eukaryota, Metazoa, Arthropoda, Insecta, Coleoptera, Chrysomelidae. Gene Ontology annotation, cellular component: extracellular region; cell surface. Gene Ontology annotation, biological process: anatomical structure development.
GAAACAAAACAAAACACGGCCGCCGCCGCGGUCACGUGACCGCGCACAGCCUCCUUAGACACCGCGAAGACAGAAGGCGAAAGUGCUCACGUGCACGCGGUCCAAGAUGCACGCGACUCUGGCUCUGCUAAGCUCGGCGCUUCUCGUUGCUCACGUGACGGCCGGAAACGGCAACUACCCCACUUGGGACAAAAACCACCCCAAUGGGGACGGAAGUGACAAGCAACCCCAUCUGGUGAUGCCGCGCAACCACAGCUCGGUGCAUAGGCACGUGGGGGCGCAUAGGCACGGGAGUCGGGGGGUAAAUAGGACUGGGGAUGGUGUUGGACAUGACAAGAAGGGUGUUAGGAAUAGUGAAUCUGAGAAAUUGAUGGUGGUUGAUGCGAAUACGGGGAUAAAAUACAACCCUUAUGGCAAACAUCAUCCAGGGAGGCAUGUUUGUACAAGAAAUGUAGAUAAACCAAUGAAGACCAAGCAGGCUUACUGUAAGCCUACUUUUAAGAAUUAUGUUAUAAGGUGUCAGGGAAACCAAAUUUGUAAAGGAGUAAGACUCGUAUACGAAACUCAUUACAAAGAUGUGGUGUCUACUAAAACUUCCAAUGAAGUAAUUUACGCCUGUUGUCCAGGCUGGACGCAAGCCACUAACAGAAGUAAUGGCUGUAACAGAGCACAUUGUAGCAAACCCUGCUUAAAUGGCGGUAGAUGUGUGAAACCCGAAAUGUGUGCUUGUCUUAAAGGAUAUGCGGGUCUACAGUGCGAAAUACCAGUUAAUACCCCUGACUGCCGAAAACAUUGCUUAAAUGGAGGAAAGUGUUUAAAACGGGAGACUAAAGACACAUGCAGUUGUCCCAAGGGUUUUGAAGGACAACAAUGUGAAUUCGACAUCACUAAACCUUAUUGUUCCAAAGGCUGUGAAAAUGGUGGAAUCUGUACAAAACACGAAUUAUGCACUUGUCCCAAGGGGUUCGAAGGCAGACGCUGCGAAAUAGAUAUAGAUGAAUGCAAAGAACAGAAACCCUGUGACCAAAUCUGCUACAACACUAUAGGAAGUUUUACUUGCCAGUGCAAAGAAGACUUUGUGUUACAAAAGGACGGACAAACUUGUAGGAAAGAAGAUGAUAACGAUGGAGGCAUAGAAGCAAAAGAUCUAGAAUUCGAAAUGUUGGAUAAGCGAUUAUUGAAGCUGGAAACGAUGAUGGGCGAAAGCCACAAGAAUGAUGUUUCCAAAGAUGAUCUCCAGAAUGUGUACAAGGACAUGGAUUCGAUUUCUGAAGAUAUCAGUGCCCUUAAAAAUAAAAUAAAUGAUGUGGAGAACUACAGGAACGACAUGUACGUCUUCAAGACCAAAUUAAACUCCAUCGAGAAAAAAGCGGAAAAGGUGGACGAAUUAGUACUUAAAUAUGAUAGAAUAAAGAAAUGUGCCUUCUAUAACAAGAUUUGUAUUUGAGAAGUUGUGACUGAUAAUUUUAAGUUAAAAACUAUCUGUGUAUAUGUAAAUCUUUUAGCUAUAUUAAAAGCCACAGUUAGAAUGCAGUGCAGGUAGCAUAAAGCAAUGUAUUUCUUACGGAAGAACGGCCGACCACGUUGCCGGUUUGCCCCGAGCGGCACAUCAGGACCAGUCGACCAGUGAUUUCUCAGUCCGCACAUAAGCGGCAUCGCUGCGCGUCGUAAGACCAACACUGCAUUCUAACUGUGGCUUCUACUUUAGGUGUAAGGAAGUAUUUCAAAUUUAUUGAAUCGCAAAGCAUUGUCGGUUAGUAGGCCCAUGGCUUGCUUAGUUGGUCCCUUUAAUCAGUUGCUUUUCUUCCCCGUUCUUAACGUUGAGUCUUCUCAUAUCGGAUUCAACUUCGUUGCUCCAUCUUCAAUUCUGUCUCCCUCUUCGCCUUUUGCCUUGCAAUGCGCCAGAUAGUAUUAUUCUGAGAAUUCUAGAUAAAACCAUUCUCUGAACAUGUCCUAACCAUCUAAGCCUUUGCGCCUUAAUUACCUACUGCUAAUAUGUUAGGUUUUUGAUAGAGCUCAGUUAGCUCGUUAGCUCAUGGAUUCAAAGAAUGUCAAACGUGGAAGUAACUAAAAGGAUAGGAAAUGAAGAGCAAACAAUAUCAAUAGACGAAAACUUGAGUACUUAGGACAUAUGAUGAGAGAACAAAAAUACCCACUAUUGCAGCUUAUUAUGUAAGACAAAAUUCGAGGAAAGUCAAAUGUAGGAAGACGAAGAAUAUCCUGGCUUAAAGGCUUAAGAACUUGAGGAAAAGGUUUAAGUAGUGUCUCUUUAAGUUUUUCUCAUCAAAGAUUUUAAGCAGUAUUUUUCGCCCCCAGCCCCCAAACCAAUAACCUCUUCGUAUUCCUUUGUUGUGACCCAUGUUUCGGAAGCAUACGUCACGAUUGGUCUUAUUACGGUCUCAUAGGUCGUUAUAUUUGCUCUUACAGAUAUAUGUAUUUUUGCUUCUUAACAACUUAAUCACAAUUUAUCUUACUACGGAGACGUGGACGAUACGUCCGUGGACUUGCGGGACAUGGGGCAAGAAUUGUCUGAUAUAAAACGCAUUGGCUAGUUUAUCGCACAAUGGAAUGGGGCGACACCGAGGCCGUGCGUUGUCUGUUUGUUCUACGGUACGUGACGUCCACGUCCCGUCCUAAGAUAAAUGGGCCUUAACCAUGUCACUGCUACCUUUUGAAAUAAGACAUGCCCAGAAGCGACAGUUCUUACUGGAAAUGACAGUGAGAAUGUGUAUGUGUCAAGGAUCCGUGCCACGCGCACUAUCUGAAGACUCAGCGUGGCAUGGAUUCGUGACAAGCACAGCGAAAGCGUUAAUAAAUUCAUUGUAUAUGUGGCACGGUUGUCCGACAUAACUCUUCUCUGCAUUUCAUCUUCAUAGUUAGGUCCACUUAUGAUUUAUGAAAACAGUUUCUAAAUACAGUAGAACCCCGACUAUCCGUGCUCCUCUGGACCAGACGUGGCAUGGAUAAUUGAAAAGCACGGAUAAUCCGAACAUGUAUUUCUUAUAUGUAUAAUACAUAAUAUGUACACAUAUGCAUAUUAUGUAACUAGCAUAAAAAGAUAACAGAAAAUAUAGAUCUUUCAGUAUGACAGCUAGGCACGUAGCCAGGAAAUGUGCUUGAGGGGGGUCCAAACACAACUCAAAUUUUGGCGCUCUCUGAACUAACUAAAAUAAGACUGCUCCUAUUUCGAUUAACAACGAAAUGAUUAUUUAUAAUUUUUAUUAGUUCUACUCCUAUUCUAAGUAUUGGGAACAAAUCUUUGUUGGAAGUUUGCCGUGCUGGACAGGCGGGUAGUGAGAUGCAACUUGAUAUAAUCCUUUAGAUAGAUGCAAUUCUUUACUUCGGCGAUUCGUUGGCUUGCAAAUUUUAGAAGCCACGAAUGGUGUAAUCAAGGGAUUAGUUCUGAUAAAAUUUUAUUUUUAAUAUUGUUAAUAUUAAAAUUAAAACUUUCGUUCGUCUUUAGCAGAUGCCACCACCAGCAAUUUCACCAUUGUAUUUUUAAUAUCAUUUUAGCGUCUCUGAUGAUAUUAGUCAUCACAUAUAACAAGGUUAAUUCGAGACAGGAAGAUAAAAGCUGGAAUGCUACAAUAUAAAACUGGAGGCCGUGUUAGAAAGAAGAGGAAGAGGAAGACCUCAAAUGCGAUGAAAGGGCGAUAUUGUGUAAGCUACAAUAACUCACUGGAAAAGCGACGCCAAGGACAGAUUAUAUGGAGAGAUUUGGGGAAGACCUAUGUCCAGAGCUGGAUAGAAAUGGGCUAAAGAAGAAGAAGAUGAUGAUGUUAGAGAUGUCAGAAUCUGCUCUUCUAUUCAGUUGUCGACCCAGUAAUUUUUGGUUAUUUGAUAAAAACUUACUUGGCUUUAACUCAACAUUUCAAUGAACGGACCAAAGAGCCAAUAAAAUGAGUCUUUCGUCGUUUCCCAUCUUGUUUCCGGGUGAAGUUUUUACUCGAUUCAUUGUUAAGAACGAACGUUUUACACUGGCCGUUGUGACAGGGAUAGUUGCCAAAAUUGUAAGGAAUUUGUAAAUUUUUGGAAAAAAAUCUUUAUUACAAUGUUCAUUACGUGGAGAAUUUCGGUAUUUGGUUCCAAAGGUGGUAUUGUAUUUACAGUUAAGAGAAGGGUCGUGGGAGUAAUAGGCAGACAAAUUUUCUAGCAAUUUUGCUUUUUAUGUAGAGGCAAAUACAGGUAAAAAAAUUUAAAAUGUUGAUAGAAUACUUUUCCUUGUGGUAAAUCUGAUUUUCAAACUGGAUAUAUGUUGAAACGUACACUGAAUAAAAACAAAUAAUCCUACUAAAAAAUAAUAAUAAUUUCGUUUACUUUUUCAAAAAUAAUAAUAAUAACUUAUUGGUACCAAAGGGAUAAAAUUGCUGCUUUUAUACCAAAGCCGAGACAGCUUUGGGAGGGGUCCGGACCCCAUGGACUCCCCCUUGGCUACGUCCCUGAUGACAGCGUAUAGAGCGUAUAGGGUUUCCGUCGAGUGAUUUACAGUGACGCUAUUUUGAUAAAAACUCAAAAAUGCAAUUUAAUUAAUAGUAAAUUAUAAAUUAUAGCACGGAUAAUCCGCAGCCGGAUAAUUCGCACACGGAUAAUCGGGGUUCUACUGUACUCAGAUCUAUCAACUUGUUCGAAUUUAUAUUGUAUUCUCUUAGUUGUUAUCAUUGUUAUAUGUAUUGCCCACAAACGAAUCGCUGAUUGGUCCAUUCGAUAUAAUAUGUAUUUUGUGUUUGCUUUGUAAAUUUGUAAUACUUUCUUGUUAUAUGGUCCUUGUCAAGUGAUAUUUUUGAGUAAGUAUAAUAUUUAAGUAGGAUUUACUUAAGGGCGUAGGCGUAAAAUUUUGCGCCAAUGUGUUUUAAAUCUAUUCUUUUUUUUUAAUCCUGAGAAAAUUAAUCAGUGUUUUGGAAAAAUUCAUACCCAGAAUGGAAGAUUACAUUAUUACCGAGGGCCGAAAGUCCCUGAAAACUUCUAUAAGGUUUAUUUUAAGAAUAAAAGAAAAUUUAGUGUGAUCUUUAAUUUCAAAAACCUUAUUCAAAAGGUUUCUCAUUCUGCGUUUAAAUUUUUCAAAAAUACCUACCUAUUAGUUUUCCCAGGAUUCUAAAAAAAAGAAUGCAUUUAAAACGCAUUGGCUCGUAAAUUUUGAGCCUACUCCCUUAACUGUAUUCUGUAUAGAAUGUAGUACUGCCAACUUCUUGUAAACUUUUAUUAAAUAAAAUAUGACAAGAUAAUUUUCCAA